AUGGCCGCAGGCGGCGCGUCGGCGGGACCCUUGGACGGCAGCCCCGAGCCGCUGCUGGUCCAGCUCGCAGACCUGGACCUUCUGCGCAGCAACAGGGACCUGGUUGCCAAGCUGCAGCUGCAGCUGCAGAACCCGCUGGCAGUGCCCAUACUGGGAAGUUUGGCGGCCCUGCUGUUCAGCAUCGUCGCGCUCUACAGCUGUGCAGUGGCGGGGCAGAAGAAGAAGAAGCCGGCGGGCGGGACGAUCAUCACAGAGCAGGGGCUGCGGCGCUCCACCAGGGCUCAUAAACCACCUCCGAGGGCCUACACGCCCGAGAAGCCGUCGCCAGCGCCGGUGAAGACGCCCCGGGCAGUGCGACAGCCCCGCCGCCGCCAGCUGCCGCCGCUCGCUGUGCUUCUGUCGCUGCUCGUCGCGGCCCCUCCCGAGCCGCACGGCUUCCCGCUGCCUGCGCGGUCCCUGCAGAAGACCCCCAAGUCCACCAAGAAGGUGGAGACGGAGGCGGUGACUGUGACCCCCAAGGCCACGCGGCCGCGCGCCACCAGGGCGGCAGCCAAGACCCCCGCCACCGCGGAGCCCAUGACGACACGCACGCGGCGCGGCGCAGCCAAGACGCCCGCCAAGUGA
Molecule: messenger RNA, 624 nt
Organism: Chlorella variabilis
Lineage: Eukaryota; Viridiplantae; Chlorophyta; Trebouxiophyceae; Chlorellales; Chlorellaceae
Exons: 5
Coding region: 1-624 (207 amino acids)
Source: RefSeq, a predicted model, not a curated record